GGCGUCUUUUUUUUUCCGCGGUGCAUGACGAGUUCCGUAAAGUCGUAACUGUUUCAGACGCAAAUAGCUGGUUUUGUCUUAGCUCUAAAACGUUUGUCAUUUUUUCUUCUUUCGACAAAACCUUAUUGUUCUCGUGUUAUGAGGUUGUAGGUAAGCUAUCUAGCAAGUUACUUUAAGCGUGCUAAGUCGUGUUAUAUAUAUAUAUAUAUAUAUAUGCAUAGUAGCUAAUAGCUAACAGCUAGUGUAGCUAAGAAACUUUGACAGUUAAGGAGUUAAAACGGCGCUAGCUAUAUUUAUUAGUAAACUUGGCUAAGUAUGAGCUGCUGCUUGUAAAAGUUACUUGUUUAGGUUCGAGGAUCAGAAAGGUGGGCCUCUUGCUUUACCCUUAGACUAGUUCAUUGAAGGAGUGUCCGCUUUAAAGCUCCAUGCCAAAUGGCCAAGAAAACCUAUGAUUUGCUGUUUAAACUCCUGCUUAUUGGAGAUUCAGGAGUUGGCAAAACCUGUGUGUUGUUCCGGUUUUCGGAUGACGCGUUCAACACCACGUUUAUCUCAACAAUCGGAAUCGAUUUCAAGAUCAAGACAGUUGAACUAAAUGGCAAGAGGAUCAAACUUCAGAUAUGGGAUACAGCUGGACAGGAGCGCUUUCACACCAUCACAACCUCUUACUACAGAGGCGCCAUGGGGAUCCUGCUGGUCUAUGACAUUACCAACGCUAAAAGCUUUGAGAACAUCAGCAAAUGGCUACGGAACAUCGAGGAGCAUGCAAAUGAGGACGUGGAAAGAAUGCUGCUUGGCAACAAAUGUGAUAUGGAGGACAUGCGUGUGGUGUCUAAAGCAAAGGGAGAACAGAUUGCGGCAGAGCACAACAUCCGCUUCUUUGAAACAAGCGCAAAAGCAAACAUAAACAUUGAAAAAGCUUUCCUCACACUCGCUGAGGACAUUUUGCAAAAGACCCCUGGAAAGGAGCCGACUAACGAAAACGUCGACAUGAACAACAGGAGCAGCUCUGCAGGAGGGGUCAGGUGUUGCAGUUGAACAGACGUUUCACUGCAUUGCUUCCAAAAACCCUCACACCAUUUACAAUGCACAAAAUCUGAUGUUACGUCUAUGUUAACCUAAAUGCCCGUUAUGCUGGACAAGACCUUUAUUUUUCACUGUACUUUAACUAUUGAACCCAUGUAAAAAUCCAACCUAGAAUUUCCCCCUUUUUCUGUAAGUAAUAUCCAAUCAGUCAGGACCUUUGUUACUGUAGUGACCAUCUGACAACAGCACUGUGUACAGGGAAACCAAGUAAAAUAAUCCCACACUUAUUGAGAAAUAUAAAAGGGACACGUAACACUUAACAUUCAAAGUGACGACGAAUUCUGAUUGUGCCUUAAUGCCUUUUAGAAAUAGGAGAGCUUAGUUUAUUGAACAGUUUUUGGAAAGUGUUUGAAUUACUGAACUGUGAAUGAGUGUUUUAUGUGACACUUCCCCUUAGAACAUUCAAGGUUGUGCCUUAUGACCCGCGGCAACGAAGUCAGACUCUGUCAAAGGCUGUUCUGUUAUUCCACGGUGUCGCGUUUUAAUGCAGCCAGUGCACGCACAAUGCCUGUAAAUGUACAGACUGACCCGAUUGCCAUGCUCUUUAUUGUAUUAAUAACUUGCAUGCCAGUUAGCCUAAAGAGUCAGUGUAAGUCCUCACAUUCAACCCAUUCACGUCAGCCCCAAUUGUUUGGUUCUAAGUACUUAUUUUCUUUAAGGAUGAGCUAUAAAUAAUUAUAUGCACUUGUUUGAUGAACAAAUGCUGCUCAGUCCCCUUGAUGUUUUAUCUAAGAUUCUGCACUUUAGGGGCUAUAUGCUGAACAUGUCAGUCCCAGAUGCAAAGGUCUUUAUUGGGCAUAUGUGUGCGAUUUUAGGCUUAUGAAAUGAUCUAUGCCUAUUACCAUGUUUGUUUAAAUUGCUGCUCUUUGGUAUUUUUUCCUUUCUAGGAUUUUGGUUUUAGCAUGCGUCACUUCCCUGUCCUUUCCAGCAUUCGUUUUUGAUUUGAAUUUCCAUUAGACAAUUGCUGUGAGGUUGCACAGGACCUUUUGGUGAUGGUGAGGGGAAGUUCUAAAUACACUUGUAUUUCCAAGCAGUGAUUUAUGAUAUACUAACCGUACAGGUAUUUCAACAUGUAAACCUUUUGGUUGUUAAUGAAUUUUUGAGUGGAUUUUCUGUUUCUUCUUAAUAUUCUCCUAAACAGGCAUUACUAGUACUCAGUAAGUGUUGACUGGUGUAUCUUGGCUUUCUCUCUAAAUCUAAAUAACAGCUUUAUUAUAACUUCUUACUGAUAUAUUUAGCACUUUUUUACUGAUGAAUUUAAGUACACUAGUUCACGGCGAGAUGACUUGAAAAUUAGUUGUAAAGGUGGACAUUGGCGGUUCUAAAUCAAAACACGGGAUGGAACACUACUACUUGGCUAGUAAAUACAUACGUUUCCUGAUAUGUAGUGUUUUAAAGGUCUAAACUGAGGAUGGCCAGUGUCCACCUUUCUGACCUUGAACUGACCUUGGUUUACAUUUGAAUAACUGAUUCUGUAAUAAUGGAAAAUCAGAGUGAUGAAUAAAAUGUUUCUUGAACUAGAAGACUUAAUAGCAUGCCCUUUUCUGCUCACAGAAUUGUGUAUAGUUAAAAUUUUAAAAAAGGGAGUGAUGGGUUUUGGAUGGUAGAUUCAUAGUGCAAUAAACUCACUUUUCAAAAACA
Molecule: messenger RNA, 2724 nt
Organism: Hemibagrus wyckioides
Lineage: Eukaryota; Metazoa; Chordata; Actinopteri; Siluriformes; Bagridae
Product: ras-related protein Rab-10-like
Exons: 6
Coding region: 433-1035 (200 amino acids)
Biological process (GO): cellular response to insulin stimulus
Cellular component (GO): Golgi apparatus; insulin-responsive compartment; recycling endosome
Molecular function (GO): GTP binding; GTPase activity
Source: RefSeq, a predicted model, not a curated record